Messenger RNA from Dermacentor andersoni, 734 nucleotides. The record is from RefSeq and is a predicted model, not a curated record. Lineage: Eukaryota; Metazoa; Arthropoda; Arachnida; Ixodida; Ixodidae.
ACAGCCAAGGACUGGAAUGGCCUUCCGCCCCACGUCGUGCACCACCCCAGCCCCGCUCUGUUAAAGCGCACAUCGAACAAACCCUGUACGACCGUUUUAUCGGCGAGCAGGAACGAAGCCUCGAACCAGCGCGCCGCGCUGCUCUCCUCCUCGCAUUGGGAGUGCUGCAGCCGUGUACCUGGCCAGUAGCACUGUCAGGAGUGUGGCAGUCGCCUUUAGCUGAAGCCAUGUUAGCGCUCAAGGACCUGCUCAACACAUUGGGCGCAGAAAUACUAUGCACAGAAGAGCCGUUCCCGGGACCAGUGGACAUGCGUGCCGACUACCUGUUCAGUGCGAGCCUGGCUGUUGUCGACGAAGCGGAUCUGGUGCUGCUGCUGGGCACCAACCCACGCUGGGAAGCUACAACGCUCAAUGCACGCAUCCGCAAAAAUUGGCUGUCCAACGAGCUUCAGGUAGCGGCUGUUGGCCCACCCAUCGACUUUACCUAUGAUAUGAGCAGCUGGGUGACAGCCCUGCCACAUUGCAGGCCCUAGCAUCAGGAUCGCAUCCUUUCUUCAAAGUGAGUCCUGCUGGGGCUGUGCUCUGUUCAGAAGGCCCACGAGAACAGUGCAGCUUGUUUGCAUUCUAUACAUGUGAGCACCUCAGCUGGGUAUGAACAGUUAAAGCUACCAACAAUACUUCACACUGAGAGGCUGUCUGGGAAUUUCAUUAGAGGAACAAGGAUAUGAACCCGA